UCGAAGAGGGUGCUAAAAGCGGAUCAUGACGUCUCAUUCUUCUCUCCGCUUUUGAAAUGUCACCCUAUCGCUAUAGUCAUAUGAUCUGACAUCAUCAGAUAGUGAACGAUAGCGAAGUGUCAAGUCGCCAAAACAUAUCAAUCUUAUCAUAUAUUACGUAGGAAACACAAUGACACACGUGGCCGUAGUAACAGGUGCAAACAAGGGUAUCGGUUAUGCUAUUGUCAGAUCCCUUUGUCAACAAUACGAUGGGAAUGUUUACUUAACGGCUCGCGAUGUUACUCGUGGCUUGAAUGCUGUCAGUGAAUUGGAGAAACAAGGGUUGAAACCGAAAUUCCAUCAAUUAGAUAUCAGCGAUGAUGAGAGCGUCACGAAAUUCCGGGAUUACUUGAAGAACACAUAUGGCGGUUUGGAUGUAUUAAUUAACAACGCUGCCAUAGCAUUUAACGUAGAUGAUACUACGCCUUUUGGGACUCAAGCUGAAGAAACAAUAAGAAUAAAUUAUUUCAGCUUACGUAAAGUAUGUACUGCACUUUAUCCAUUACUUAGACCACAUGCUCGAGUGGUGCAUGUUUCUAGCAGUGCUGGACGUCUUUGCAACAUUACUGGUGGUGUAUUGAAGAAGAGAUUAUCUGAUCCGAAUCUAACCGAAGCAGAAUUAGAUAAAAUUAUGCAUGAAUUUGUCAAGGCUGCAAAAUCUGAUGCACAUAUACAAGCUGGCUGGUCAAAUUCAGCAUAUGUGGCAAGCAAAAUUGGAGUAUCUGCUUUAGCUGGUAUUCAUCAAUCUAUGUUUAACGUGGAUUCCCGAAAAGAUAUCGCAGUCAAUGCAGUACAUCCUGGCUAUGUAGAUACAGAUAUGACUAAUCAUAAAGGACCUCUGACACCAGAUGAAGGAGCUGUAGCACCUGUUUAUUGUGCUUUAUUACCAGAAAAUACAGAAAUAAAGGGAAAAUAUAUCUGGUAACAGGGGCAAACAAAGGUAUCGGUUAUGCUAUUGUCAGAUCCCUUUGUCAACAAUACGAUGGGAAUGUUUACUUAACGGCUCGCGAUGUUACUCGUGGCUUGAAUGCUGUCAGUGAAUUGGCGAAACAAGGAUUGAAUCCGAAAUUCCAUCAAUUAGAUAUCAGCGAUGAUGAG
Messenger RNA from Camponotus floridanus (Florida carpenter ant), 1137 nucleotides. RefSeq names its product carbonyl reductase [NADPH] 1. The coding region runs from base 170 to 964 and encodes 264 amino acids. Gene Ontology annotation, molecular function: carbonyl reductase (NADPH) activity. The record is from RefSeq and is a predicted model, not a curated record. NCBI's taxonomy places the organism in Eukaryota, Metazoa, Arthropoda, Insecta, Hymenoptera, Formicidae. The transcript has 5 exons.